AUGAUUAAAGACAACAAGCUAACCAUUGAAAACAUUAAUUACAAGUUAAUAAAUCAAGUAAAUGUAGAAAAUGAAGCAAACACAAUUUCCGAAAUAAAGGAACAUGGAGACAAAGCUGCGAACUACUUAAACUCUGAUGUAGUAUUUGAAAAACCAGCCUAUGGGAUAAAAAAUUUUAUGAACAAAAGCCAUUCUGUUGAUUCCUUGGAGAAUGGGGAAAUGAGCCCAAACAAUGGUCUCUUACAAAAACAAAAUGUUAAUUAUGUAAAUAAAGCUAGUGGAGAAACCUUUGACGAAAUAAAUCAACGGGACUCUAGGAGUAGUUGCGCCAGUUUCCAUGCACAUAUAAAUGAUGACAUUAUGACGUAUGUCAAUAACAUAAGCAAGGACAUCAAUUCCAGUAGGGACUAUGAGAUUGGUAAAUGUAACAAGUUAUCCGGUGUGCACAUCCUAAAUGAUGCGCACAUACACGAAAGGGAAAGCGUUUGUGGCGAGUCCCCCUCCAAUAAAGUCAAAUUAGCAACGCUAAACAUCGAUGUGGGUGCCACCAAUGCUCAGAAUGCUGCGUCGAGUAUAAUCCAAAAGUGCAACCGCGAAGGAGGUUUCGCUGAACCUAGCGACGGAAAUCGCUCGACCAGCUCCAACCAGUCGAAUAGGCACUCUGUGGAAAGUAUCAACAACCUAGUCGACCCUAUAACGGGUAAAAGGAUCAUCACACCUACAAGAGCUAAAUCACCACGUGGGCGUGCCUACAAUGAGUGUACGCCCCUCUCCAUGAAUGAACAGAUAUUUCAAAAAAGCAAAAGUGAAAACCCUAUGCUGAAAAUCACCAAUAUACAUAAAGAAGUUAACGUCGACACUACGCGUACUAAGGAGGAGGCAAGACAGAGGAACCCAGACUUAACCCCAGAAGGAAACAAAUUAGAGAUUUUUAAAAAUUAUUCACACCAUGAAAUUAUGAAUGUUUUAUGCAGUAACUACAAUAGGGAAAAAUCUUCAGAGUCUUUUCCAUUCCCGGGUGAUGUAUCCCAAAGUGUUGAAAAAAUAAAUGAUGAGAAUAAUCCAAAUGAAGAGAAUGACACGGCUAAGGUAAAGGUAUCAACUAAUGAUGGUCUGUGCCCUCCCGCAGAUGAUCAUUUUGAAAAAAUUACCCAUGCAGAAAAUCCCAACGGCUCAACCAAAAGAAGGCAAGAAAUUCUACAGCUACUUCUACACAAUGUAGAAACAAAAGAGCUAGAUGACAUAAAUAAAAAUUUAUCAUUUUUGAAAAGAAUGCAACAAUAUUUUUAUCAGAAAUAUAUUAAUAUAAAAUUCCCACAUGACUCCAAUGACUGCCACUAUUAUAUACACCUGGAUUGGUUUAACAAAUUGAAGGCUUUUAUCUUCACUCCAAAUGGCGAAUUUCCAGGCUGCAUCACAAACUAUAAAUUAUAUAACGACGAGGAGUCUGCCAAGGCGUCCAUCAGUCCCUAUAUGCACAACAAAAAAGAUAUGAAAAGUAAUUUGAAGGAGGGGAAAGAUUAUAUAUGCACCAAUCAAUACAUGUGGCGAUUUUUACAUUUCCUAUUCAGAGGCGGACCCUGUAUUAAACGAAAUAGCAACAAUAUAUAUGACCGUUAUGUGCCCAUUUCAAAUUCUGAUCUUAUGAAUAAAAAUGUUAUCUAUUUGAUGGAGCCAAAAUACGUGGAUAAUUUAUUUUCCACUUUUAACUAUUCCAACGAGGAACUGUCGAUCGAAACAACCAAUUCGAGAAACAGUUUAGACGAUGCGCAUAAUUCACUUGCGGGUGGUGUAUCACCAAGUGCUCAUGCGUCUCCGUCUGCCCCGAUCACUGCUCAGAUGGCUUCCUCCAGCGAAGGGGUUACAAAGCAUCGCAACAAACAGUUCGCACACAACUAUUACGAAUUCUUGCACUUUUACGGUCUUAAGGACAAGGAAUAUAACUCUUCCUUUUUCCUCGAGUAUGAUGAAUCCCAUCCCAGAACUAUGAACAAAAUGAUCGAUUUGAAAGGUCAAAAUUGGUAUGAAAGUGUGUACUCAUUUUACUCUAAUGAAAAUGACACCUUCAGCGACAGUCCCAUUGUGAACACAGCACAUGGCACCAAUACAAAAAAUGACCUCAGUGAAUUAUCCAAAAAGGAGACCCCUGCACAAAAGGGAAAAAAUGGUAGUAAUUCCAGUGCUACCCUUGGUCCGAAUCGGACUGAGGCCAUAUCUCUGGAAAACGUGGACGUGGGCCGCUGCGUGUUGCCGCCCAUACACCUCUCAAGGAGUCUGAGCGACAACGUAAGGAAUGCCUCCUUGGAUAAUAACGGCCGUAGUAGUAACGCAAACGGCGCCAGUGCUAACGGAAAUUCUGGAAGCAGCAAAGGAAACGGCACCAACAACAACGGCAACACUAAUAGCAGUAAUAAUAGCAGCAAUAACAAUAACAGUAACAGCAAUAACAACAACAAUAACAGGAAUAACAACAACAAUAACAGGAAUAACAACAACAAUAACAGAAAUAACAAUAAUAAUAAGGAGAAUGCACAGGAGGAGGACCCGCAGGAGGACCCAGAGAAGCGCCAACAGGAAAACCAGGAAAAUACGAAAGAAACGACCCCCAGCAGAGGUGUGAACACGGAUAACAAGUCCAGCAACGCCACCUACUUUGGCCCCAAGGCGAAAAUCGGCACUCCCAAAAUUUUAAGCGCCAACUAUACCUACACAAAAAGCAACGCAAGUAAAGCCAGCAGUAAUAAAAGUGGAAACCCAAGUGAUAAUCCGCCUAACAAUUCUGGCAAAAUGUUCUUAACCCCGCCUCCCAAAAGGAACUCCUUAGGUUGCCAUUCGUCAAACGGAAACGAAAUUUACAAGUCCUGUGAAGAGUACAAUGCGGACAAUUGGGAUGAGGCAUCCAGCAAUGGCUAUUUAACAACCACCGAAACGGAAUCGAAGGGGACAACAGACAACAGCAUUAAAAGUGCAAACAGUUCCCCAAAAGAUAAAGAUCAGAUAAAAAAGAACGAUCACAAAAUGAAGAAAAAGGAGGAUGCAGAAAAGCGACUAAUUUGCAAAGACGAAAAUAAACGGAGGCGGGGCAGUAGCUGUAGUAAUGCCAGUAGUGGUAGUAGCGACAGCGGAAAUAGCAGUAGCAGUACCAACGGGGAUAUCCCCAAAGAAGCGUCCACGGAAAAGAAUCAUGCCAAUGCCGGUGAUAGAAGGGCUAAAAGAAAAGAAGAAUACGAAAAGAAUUUUAAUACAAACAAACAGCCAAAUCAUACUGGUGCGAAAAAGGACGUAGACAGGUUAAAUAAUACGUUAAACACCACCAAUUUAAUUAUGAAGGAUUAUAGUAGCUAUUCCAGCAACAGCAGCAGCUAUCGUGGGAGUAGCAGCGGGAGUAGCAUCGCAAGUAGCAACAACAACAGCAGCAACGGUAGCAGCAAUUUUAGCAUUCGCAAUCAUGGCGUUUCGAAGCGCAGUAUUUACAAGGAUAAAGAACGAAUUAAGAAUAUUAUAACAACCAGUAACCCUAAGAGAGAAAGUGAAUUCAACAAUAACAGCCUUAGCAUUAUAACGACGAAAGAGCAGCCAGCUGGACUUAUUAACUACUCUGCAACAUGUUACAUAAAUGUAGUUCUGCAGUGUCUAGCCGCUCAUCUCAAAUUAAUAUACACCCUGCAAAAUUACGUAAGCGUGAAAUAUAAAAGUAUGAACGCUUCUAGUGAAGACACAGACAAUAUGAACUCCUCCUUUAUAAACAAAAAUUUCUUCACCAAUAGUAUCCCAUUUAACCUCUUUGGAAAUAAUAGUAAAAAAAAAGAUGAUUGUCUCUUGCUAUCAUUAUCACAUAAAUUAUUUCAACUAAGUAAAAUGCACAACAAGGGAAAAGUUCUUAAUGUUAAUAAAUUACUAAAUUUGCUAAAUGAUAAAUAUUCAUACCUCUUUGAAUAUAAUGAACAGCAAGAUUGCCAUGAAUUUCUUCUUCUCGUUUUUGAUUUUAUUCACAAUAUGAUGAAGGUAGUUGACGAAACGUUUGACAAAAAUAACAAAAUUGAUUAUUGUUUGAAGAGAGAACAGUCCCUUAUCUCAGAUUUAUUUUUAGGUUUAAUUGAAGAAAAAAUUACGUGUUCUCAAUGUAGCUAUGUGAACUAUGUGUACCAGCCUGUGUACAAUUUAAGUGUUAAUGUCUUCAAAAAAAAUGCAGAAAAUAAUUUAAAUGAUAAUUUGGUAGAAUACUUUAAAAAAGAGGAAGUAAAUUCUACAUGCGAAAAAUGUAAAUGCAAAAAGAUGUUUAAACAUUCUUGUGUGUAUAAACAGCCGAAUGUUCUCAUUGUACAUUUGAUUCGUUUGCUAGAGGAUGGAUCAAAAAUCGACAACCCCAUAAAAUUCGACAUUAAUGAUUUUACCGUACAAAAUGUUCUGAAGAAAAAUAAUGGGGAAUACAUUGAGAACCCGAAGAAGUACAGCUUAUUUGGUGUUAUAGUUCAUCGAGGGUUGAACUCGAACUACGGCCAUUAUAUCUGCUAUACCAAGAGGAGACACUCCAAUGGCGCCACCGUGUGGUACAAAUUCGAUGACAGCAUAGUGACCAUCGUGGACGUUUCGGAAGUGGAGUCUGCCAAAGCUUAUUGCCUGUUCUACGAAGCCGUUAAUUAA
Plasmodium fragile is the source of this 4644-nucleotide messenger RNA. RefSeq lists its product as uncharacterized. Gene Ontology annotation, cellular component: cytosol; nucleus. Gene Ontology annotation, biological process: protein deubiquitination. Gene Ontology annotation, molecular function: cysteine-type endopeptidase activity; cysteine-type deubiquitinase activity. The transcript has 2 exons. The record is from RefSeq and is a predicted model, not a curated record. NCBI's taxonomy places the organism in Eukaryota, Apicomplexa, Aconoidasida, Haemosporida, Plasmodiidae. The coding region runs from base 1 to 4644 and encodes 1547 amino acids.